Messenger RNA from Schistocerca piceifrons (Central American locust), 2912 nucleotides. RefSeq names its product inositol-trisphosphate 3-kinase B-like. The record is from RefSeq and is a predicted model, not a curated record. NCBI's taxonomy places the organism in Eukaryota, Metazoa, Arthropoda, Insecta, Orthoptera, Acrididae. Gene Ontology annotation, biological process: inositol phosphate biosynthetic process. The coding region runs from base 259 to 1299 and encodes 346 amino acids. The transcript has 8 exons. Gene Ontology annotation, cellular component: cytoplasm; nucleus. Gene Ontology annotation, molecular function: inositol-1,4,5-trisphosphate 3-kinase activity; inositol tetrakisphosphate kinase activity.
UCAGCCGCGAGCGUCACGGCACGCAGGAAGUCCCAGUGCGCCUGCGCGGCGAUGUGACGUGCGCCGGGCGGUGCGGUGGUGGGGGGUAGCCUGGCCGCGUCUUAAAAGAGUAUCCGCUGUCUCUGGCCGGGCGUCUUUCGCUGCUAGCUGCCGCUUCAGUGAGAACAGCUCUCGUGUGCGAUCCUAAGUGUUACACAGCGUGUGAGUGACUACGUUUCGCAGUUCUCUCUCGUGUGCGCCGAUCUGUCUGCCGCUAACAUGCUCCUCGAGAUGUUCCACUCGUCGUCUGACGCUUCUUCAGAUUCUUUCUCGGCCGUCGCGUCUUUCCGCAAGAAGAUGACGCUCGGGAAGAUUAUCGUCAAGGUGCCUUCCGGUUGGAGAAAACUACGGAAUGUCGUUCAAUGGACUCCGUUCUUCCAAACGUACAAGAAACAGCGCUAUGCUUGGGUGCAGCUUGCUGGCCAUCAAGGAAACUUCAAAGCUGGUCCCGAGCAAGGCACGAUUCUGAAGAAGCUUUGCCCCAAAGAGGAGCUGUGCUUCCAGGUGCUCAUGAAGGACGUGCUCAGGCCCUACGUCCCAGAGUACAAGGGCCACGUCACCUGCGAAGACGGAGACUCAGUAUACUUACAAUUGCAAGACUUACUGGGCGACUUCCAAUCCCCGUGCGUUAUGGACUGCAAGAUAGGUGUGCGCACCUAUCUGGAGGAGGAGUUGGCUAAGGCCAAGGAAAAGCCCAAGCUCCGAAAGGACAUGUAUGAGAAGAUGAUCCAAAUUGAUCCCGAAGCUCCAACAGAGGAGGAGCAUCGCCUCAAGGGUGUCACUAAGCCUAGGUACAUGGUGUGGCGAGAGACCAUCUCCUCUACAGCAACACUGGGCUUCCGCAUAGAAGGUAUUCGCAAAGCAGAUGGAAAGUCUAGCAAAGACUUCAAGACGACUAAGACCAGGGAGCAGAUUCUCAAAGCAUUCAGGGAUUUCACGGAAGGAUAUCCACAUGCAGUGCCAAAAUACAUUCAGAGGUUGAAAGCAAUCAGGGCCACCUUGGAAGUUUCUGAAUUCUUCUCUUCGCAUGAGGUGAUAGGAAGUUCCCUUUUGUUUGUGCACGACAAGCACAAUGCAAACGUGUGGCUCAUAGAUUUUGCCAAGACGCUGAUCCUGCCCAGCGGCACAGCAAUCGACCACGCCUCACGCUGGGUGGUGGGCAACCACGAGGACGGCUACCUGAUCGGCAUCAACAAUCUCAUCAGCAUCUUCUCCGAGAUGGCAGCAGAGACGGCCACAGCUCCAGGCGACAACACGUGAGCGCCGGGCGCACGCCAUUUGCGUCGCCCCGUGGCCGCCCCCUGCAACAUGACUUGCCUGGCAGACCACACCUGAGAGACCGAAGCUGGGCCGGCAACUUGGCCCGUGCGCCGGUCGACUCCCGUGCGAUUCCCAUCGACGCUGUCGUGACUCAGGACCCCUACACUUGCGAUACGGGAGGGUGCGUGUGGCAGAGUACUGUUACCGAGUGACAACGGAUGUUACGAGCUGCCCUCCCUGAUGUGUCACUCAGUGUGUAAUCUUGCACGGAGUUGUGCCAAUUGCUGAGCCGAGAAAUGAGGACAGCACCCUUUUGGGAUUGUGACCUGCUUCAGUGUACUGAAUUAAUACAAGCCUUGGACUCCUUAGUGCAGUUAAAUUUUGUUUUUAAGAUGGCUGUUUUUCCACAUGAAGUGGAAGUUUUUAAUGUGUAACAAUUGAACAUGACUAGCAGUUACUUAAAUCAGAUCAACACUUGUGCAAGCAACACUCUAAAUGAAAUAUUAGGUGAAGCUACAUUUUGGUGCAGUAUGAAACUACUUCUUCUCCGUCAGAAGAUGAUAGCAUUCACUGCAUUGCACUGAAAUAUUUUGGUUAAAUACAUGUUAGACUUCUACAAGAUGUUUUAGACAAGUGCAAAUACACAUGCAAACAACUUGUAGUACAAAGAAUGCUCAGAUGUAAGAGAAAAUUUUGUCAAAGUGAAUCAUUUAUUUGAAAUGUCACUACUCAUGUGAUUUGUUAAAAUCACUUGUGUGUUUUGUUAAUAUUGGAGACAAGAAACCAAAGUUUCUUGCAGCUCUUAACCAUUCUCAACAAAAUAUGGUGUUUCAUAUUUUCUGACACCUGUCAGCCAUUUUCAAAGUAUGUGGAAAUAAUGUAUGUUCAUGCUAAAGUUCUGGCUGUAGUGUGGCAUCUGGGAAAUGAGCCAGAAGACAUUUUCAACUUCUGCUUGGUAAAUGAAAUGCAUUAAUCAAGCCAGAAGCUGUUUAAAAACCACUCCAAUGUAUUUCAGAUUGGGGGCUAAGUAAUUUAUUUAAUUUAUAUAAUAAUUUUGCAGCAUUUUUCUGUACUUUACUUAUAAUGACUCCUUCUACUUCAGAUGCGAAUCUGAUACAUAGAAGUCAGUUAAGCCUAGUAAAUAUACAGUGUUGUAUUAAGACUGUUUCUCAGCAUUUAGGAUAAAAUAUUGUAGCAAAUGCUUUAAGAUGUUAGCAAUAUUAUUGUUAAAUGCACUAUAUAUCUGAAUUCUGGCAUUUUCAACGUGACAACAGCUGUAGUGGCAUGUACACUAUAUAUCUGAAUUCUAGCAUUUUCAACGUGACAAACAGCUGUAGUGGUAUGUAAUUGCCUCAAUUCAUAAUCUUUAGAGUGUCUGCAUGAUUUCUGCCAAUUUCUGUUGCUUGUGAACACUGCUUACAAUGAAUAGCUGUAGGUGUGGUGUAAAUUUGUAACAUCUGUAGCAAGCAUAGCUUUGAUUGUAAUUUUUUAUUUAUCUCAUAUGUGAUAACUAACAAAAAUACUGCUGUCUGUAGACACUUGAGGAUUUGCCGAUUGUUUGAAUUAUUUAUCACUGCAGACUAUGUAAUCAGCUGAAUAAUAAAUUUUAAGCA